CAACUUGUCCGCAGUUCUCAGUCGACUAGUGCACAAAACGGUUGUUUUUUCGGGAAAUAUAAAGAAUCAUAUCAGCAUUAAGUACUACACUCCAUAGGCGCUAACAAGCUUGGAAUAUGAUGCAAAGUAUUGUCAUCACUCUGGCACUCUGUGCCACAAUCUGUGCUGCUGCUCAGACGCGUAAUACGCCCAUACAGGCCAUAGCCUAUGUGAGCGGACCCGUCCAAGCGGACGGCAGCCAGGUCAAGGGGAAUGUUACCUUCACACAGAACGACUGUGGCCAGAAUGUCCAUGUGCGUGUGCAAUUGGAGGGUCUGAAGGAGGGCAAGCACGGCUUCCACGUCCACGAGAAGGGGGAUCUGAGCAACGGCUGUACCAGCACGGGGGGUCACUAUAAUCCCGACAAGGUUGAUCAUGGCGGUCCCGAUCAUGAGGUGCGCCACGUGGGCGAUUUGGGUAACCUGGAGGUCAACUCCACGGGCGUCGUUGACGUCACCUAUACGGAUAAGGUGAUCAGUCUGACCGGCAACCGUGGCAUUAUCGGACGUGCCGUUGUUGUCCACGAGGGCGAGGACGAUCUCGGACAGACCGAUCACGUGGACUCCAAGAAGACGGGCAAUGCGGGUGGCCGUAUCGGCUGCGGUGUGAUUGGUGUUAACUCGGAUGUGGACGAGUGGCCAUGCCGCGAUGGCGGCGUCGGAGGCCUGCGAAGCUCCCUCUCCAUUCUAACCGUUGUCGUUGCUCUCUUCCUCUCGCGCAGCGUCUAACCCUGGCAUGGGAUCGUUCAUCUAGCACACACACACCCACACACAUACAUACACGUACAUUAAUAAUACUCCAACAGCAUUAUCCACCCAAACUAGAAAAAACUGAAGAAAAUAACCAACUAAGUUAAUUGUACGAGUAUUACGUUUGAAAUAUUUGCUAAUAAAAUUUGUUAUAAUGUCAA
Molecule: messenger RNA, 949 nt
Organism: Drosophila obscura
Lineage: Eukaryota; Metazoa; Arthropoda; Insecta; Diptera; Drosophilidae
Gene: Sod3
Product: extracellular superoxide dismutase [Cu-Zn]
Exons: 6
Coding region: 117-767 (216 amino acids)
Biological process (GO): removal of superoxide radicals
Molecular function (GO): copper ion binding; superoxide dismutase activity
Source: RefSeq, a predicted model, not a curated record